AUGGCUACUACUACUACUACCACCACCAAGACGAUGACGAAAGCCCAGCGUCCGUCGCAGUCUCGUACUAGUACAUCCACCUUGAAAAAGGCCGCGAUGGACUCGUUUCGUCGUCUGAGCAGUAGUACGCGAUCGCUGGAUUUGGAUUCCUGCGGCAUGGAACAAGAGCAUCACGAUCGACUGGUGGCAUGCAUCGAAGCGCACAAACUCCGAGAACACUCGAUUCAACAACUCUACGAGGUCAAACGGUUCGUGUCGAGCCGCAAAAAGCACGCAGAACACAACGGCAAGAUUUGUAUUACGUGUACCCGCCCCGAGUGCUUUCACAAGGUGUUUCUGUUAGUAGAGCCACAGCAGCAUGAUGACAGUACCCAUGCGGGAUGGGCACUGGAAGAGGCUCGCAUCAUGGAUGAACUCAAGGAACACGAGACCAAACACUACGUGACCGUGGCCAAGUUGAUACUCUGGUUGGUGGAAGCAUUAAUGGUCAUGAUUGUCAAUUACUAUGGUGUCUGA
Seminavis robusta is the source of this 516-nucleotide messenger RNA. Lineage: Eukaryota; Bacillariophyta; Bacillariophyceae; Naviculales; Naviculaceae. The record is from the annotation of a GenBank genome assembly.